ACCACUCAACUCAUUCACUCCUCCCUUAUUGACCACUGUCUCUCUCUCUCUCUCUCUAGAACUUUCUCUCACUAUCCUCAGCUAUGGCCGUCGUUGAGCCAACCGCCGCCGCACCGGAAAAUCCUCUCCUCCGCCGCCGCAACUCCGUUAUGCUUCCUACUAAGCUCAGUCUACCUCAUCAAUCAUCUGCAUCAACUACCACCACUACCGUUACCGCCACGGCAUCUUCGUCGGCUUCAUCGUCGUUGACGAAUUCGGUAAGCGAUGAUUUUGAGCUUUUCUCGAUUAAGCCUGUAUCAUAUACUUCUCUGAGGGAUCUCUUGCCACUGGCCGCCGUUAAUUCUCCUCGGCCUAUGGCUACGGUAAGCAACGGUCAAUCCGGUUCCGAGAUUUCAAUUCGGAAUCGACUCGUGAAGCAAGCCGCUUGGGCUUAUCUUCAGCCGAUGUCGUCUUCGCUGGAUUCCUCCGGCCGGAGCUUAUUCAGCCGCUUCUACUUCCGGUUUCCGGUUAUCAAUCCCGUCGCCGGAGUAAUAGAAUUCGUUGAUCGGUGCAUUUUUGCUCCUUUGAGUAAAGCUGUUGAUUGGCUACUUCGUGCUAUUCGGAUCCGGGGCUCCAGAUAACAACAAAAACAAACGACCCAAUUUAUAGAAUAUAUUCGAAUUUCGAUUAAAAAAAUAGGGUCAUAAAUGUACAACGCAUUUCAUUUUUCUAUAUGUAAACCA
This is a messenger RNA of Solanum dulcamara, 722 nucleotides long. RefSeq lists its product as uncharacterized. The record is from RefSeq and is a predicted model, not a curated record. Bases 84 to 620 code for a protein of 178 amino acids. The transcript has a single exon. NCBI's taxonomy places the organism in Eukaryota, Viridiplantae, Streptophyta, Magnoliopsida, Solanales, Solanaceae.